AUGAACACUAAGCAUGAAUCUUGGCAUUUUCAGGGAUUAAUUUUAUUCACAUCAUCCAAUCUAUACAUAUUAACAAGUCUAAUUCUGGUAUCUACAGUUAUCAUCAUGUUUUGUAUAAAGUUUAAAUUUAAAUUACCGCCUAAAAAAUUGAACACAUUGAAACAAAGAAAUAAAAUGGAUGACAAAGAAUUGGACAAUGGAAUUAUUCACUUAAAAAGAAACUCAGGGCAGACAUGUGUAAAUACAAAAACUGAAUCAUGGAAUCAAACGCCGGAUAAAUCUUCACCCAAUUCACCUUUACCUAAUCUUCCGCAAUCGUCAGUAGCGAAUUCACCUCAAAUACCAACGACUUCUUCACCAGUUUUGCCUCUUCCUUCAUUACCAAUAAAUCAAUAUCCUUCUCAGGAACAUUAUCAGCAGCAGCAUUAUUGUCACCCUGCUAAUCAUCCUUAUUCCCAUUCAUCUUAUGAGACAAUAGUCAAUGGAAAUAUUUCAUCCAGACGAACUCAGGGAAAACAAAAAUUACCGCCUUAUCAGACACACCCAAUGCCUUUUACUAAUUGGCUCAUCAAAAUUACACAAAAACUUUUACAUUGGAAAAAUGAUUUUGUCAACAGAACACCAUUCAAUGUUUCAACACAGUUCAAUUGUCAAUGUAAACCAAUGAAUGAUAAUAAAUGCAUAUCACAUGACAACAAUUCAACACCUAUGCAAAGAAAGAUGAAUAAUAAUAAUGUUGUGGAUAAAGGACAAUUGAAUGAAGACAGAAUUCUUUUUGAUAGCCUACAGAUUAAACGAAAAGCCAAUAGUAUGAAAGAAGAGACUGGCAGGAAACAAACUGCUUCCCCAUUUUGGAUGAAUAAUACUAAUCAUCAUAUUGUACAGUCAUAUUCUACGAUAAUAAUUCCGUCUUCCCAUCCAACUACAAAUUGUCGGCCUUCUCCCUAUCGUCAGCUUGAUUCCUCACAAAGUGAUGAUUUGCUUGAUCCAAUCUAUUCAGUUAUUCAAUAUCCUUUGAAUACUGGGGCACUUCAGUCCACCCAGUCAUUAUCCCCAUCAUCAGGGUGUGAUUAUUCUGAAGGAUCAAUGAAUCAACGACAAUUCAUAGAACCUCAUCGUCUUCUAUUGGCGAAAGAUAUAUGGACAAGUCAGGAUUCUGUUGUCUCAAAUGAUCAUGUCUACUGUGAGCUCAUAAAACUGCAAACAGACAAGAAUAGCAUUAAUCAUCAAAGUGACAAAAUUAUGCAUAAAAGACACAACUCUACACAUCAUUCUACUUGUAGUUUACGUUCAUCAAGCGAAUAUAACAAGUAUCACAUUUCAGAUGGUUAUUCUGAUCUUUGCUCAAGUCAAUCGACUGGAAUGAAGCCUACCAGACAACCGCCAAGAUUACCAACUCGAAAUUAUGGUGAAAGUACUUUAAAUAUGGUAGCAAAUGUACGUUUAUGGACGUUGCAAAGUAAACAGCGGUGUCUUCGAAACAUUAAACGCAUAAGUAAACUGCACAAACAUGUUCAAUCGAUGCUGGAUAUGACUUGGCGGUUAGAUGAAAUAAAGAACUAUCAAGAAUUUCGAUUUCAUAAAAUAAACAACAGUGUAAAUAACAGUAAUACUUCAAGGAAAUCUUCACUUAGAAUUCCCUACAGAUGCCGUAAACAUUUUUAUGCGAAACAACCCUACCAUGAACAACAUUUGAUAUCCUAUCAAGGAAUUUUACAAAAUUGUCGACUACAAAGACAAGAUCAGUCCGCUCUGAAUCGGAUGCGUUCCUCUGGUAAUCGUGGCUCCUUAAGUCGAGGUGAAAAGUACCAUGUGAAACAAAUGACUUCAGGGUGUUAUUCAAAUGAAGCAUUCUAUUCAGAAUUGGAUGUGCAAUCCUCCUCAGGGAAAUCUUCAACUGUUAACGAUCUAUUCAGUAAUUUAAGACAUAUUGAUAGUGAAGUUGACAUCACUGAACAAUCUCCGUGCAGAACAAAGCCAACAGGAACUAUUCAAUCACCAUCAAGACAAAUUUACAAUUCCUACUUAAUGAAUCAUUCUUGUACACCAUUACAUCAUAUCUACAUCCCAAAUAGUUACAACAAACCCGUUGAAUUCCAUAUGGAAAGGCGAUAUGACAACCAUUAUGAGAAGUCGAUGUCUCCUUAUCAUAAGUCAACUGAUAAAACAUGUACAGAUCUCAGUGCAAAUUAUAACACAUUCUCCUUAGUGGCCAGUGUACCGUUUCCUGGAACAACUGUCUAUUCAUCUUUAGGCAUGCCUCCAUUAAUGGAACGUUCUAUGGAGGAUGAUGAAUGUCAGUUGUUUAGAUAA
Molecule: messenger RNA, 2313 nt
Organism: Trichobilharzia regenti
Lineage: Eukaryota; Metazoa; Platyhelminthes; Trematoda; Strigeidida; Schistosomatidae
Source: the annotation of a GenBank genome assembly